Aspergillus mulundensis is the source of this 1524-nucleotide messenger RNA. RefSeq lists its product as uncharacterized. The transcript has a single exon. The record is from RefSeq and is a predicted model, not a curated record. Lineage: Eukaryota; Fungi; Ascomycota; Eurotiomycetes; Eurotiales; Aspergillaceae. Bases 1 to 1524 code for a protein of 507 amino acids.
AUGUCUGGAUUAAAUCCUUUCCGCCCUAAGAAGUUAGAAGGUGAGGCUUCCCUUCCGCCGCUUCCGACUUGCCUGCGCGCAGCCUACAAGACCACCGCGGACCGGCUGACCCUUCCAGAUCAUACAGCUUAUAAACAUCAGCCUCAUCUCUCUCCUCUCAUAAAGUCGUCUUCAACUGCGUCGCAUCCAGUUUCGCUUAGCCCUUCAUCUACUGCCGCGGUUGCAGCUGGCCAGACGGACCGCUCUUCCUUGACUGCGGACGCCCCUCUCUCAACGGCCAAUGCGCCUGGUCUGAACAAUACAGUAACUUCGGAUCCAUUCAGUCAGAACUCUGAUGUGAGCGAUGAUGACGCUGGACGGGGACAACGCCUUGAAGAGCCAGCAAUAUCUUCCCCUGGCGCUCUGUAUUCUCAGGAAACCAUCCGGGCUGAUACUCGUCAGCUGCUUACCACGCCAACUGACCUAGCUCGAGGACAAACCUUGUCAACUGCUACUUCUCGAUUGGAAUCCCGGAAUGUUGAAGAAUUCCUGGAAGAUACAGCCGUUUCCAGCUCGAUCGCCUUCAGUCGGUCGUCCGUUUCGAUGGAGGAAACAGAUAGCGAGAACGCUGCCGAAAAGCGUCAGUCGUAUGCACUCCCCAAAACCUCAGGCCGGCCAAUCUCUAUAAGCACGGGCAUAAACCCAAAGGCCCUUGCUAUUCGUUCGGGAAAUAAAGACCGGGUGCCGCCUCCUCCGCCAAAAAGUCAUCAUGGAAAGCUGAUCAGCUCAGUUCCGAGAAUGGCACCGUCUAUGUUGCAAACGAUGCCUAGCAAAGCUACAAACGGGAUCUCGUUUCACAGCUCCAGCUCUUUUGCAGGCCUUCCAGUGCCUCCUCGAAUACGGCAAGAACCUCUUGAACAUUUCGGUACACCCUCAAGUCAGCCUGCGCCGCCGACUGAUGCUCUCCGGCGCAGUCAAUCCCAACACAAGCGGCCACCCACUCCUCCGUUGAGUCGACGACAUAGUCAAAUGAGGCGUUCCAAAUCGACGCUCUCAAAACCGAGCUCUUUUCAGUUGUCCACGCGCCAUUCCACGAUCGAGGUUCUUGCGUCGACAUCAUCAAGUCCUGGAUCUCGGCCACUAACUCCUUCGGUACGGACUAGAGACUCGAGGAAUGACUCGUCCACCCACGAUGAGGAGAGCUCGAGCUUUACUUUACAGUCCGAGAACUUACCCCCAACAUCUUACUUGCACACGACCGAAGUAUCUGGCCUACAAAUCCAGUCGAGUUCUCAGGGUACCUCAAGGCGAGCAUCAUCAAUGAGCCACUUACCAACACCUCCUCCUCCUCGCCGCACUCGCGCGGGCAAUCACGGCAGUGAUAAUGACUCGCGAUCCAGUCUUCGUUCCGAGCACAACGCAAGUCAGGCUGAGAAUCUUGUUUCGCACCCAUCUAACGCGAAGGACAUUCUGGCAGACCUGUCGCGAUUGCAGAAAGAGGUAGAUGAUCUUCGAGGGCACUACGAAAACCAGAGAACUCGAUAG